UUAAGUGGUGUUAAUUUCCUGGGAAAAAAAGAAAAAAGAAAAAAAGGCCUUGAAGUAGUGUUUCAGCGAGGACGAUUCUAAGUUGUAAGCUGUCGCAAACAUUUUGCACCUUUGAUUGGAUUUUAAUGGCAGCUUCCGGAAAAUGCUUCCUUGUCACUGGAUCUCCUGGUGUGGGCAAAACAACUCUGAUUAUUAGAGUAUUGGAGAGUCUUAGAAUUUCAAACCCUAACUUAAAGGUUCAGGGUUUUUAUACUCGUGAGAUUAGGGAAGAAAGUGAAAGGGUUGGAUUUGAAGUGGUUACAAUAGAUGGUCGUAGAGGGCCUCUUGCUUCUACAAAGAAUUCAAGCCCAGACUCUCUUAGAUGGCCCACUGUGGGAAGGUACAGAGUAGAUGUUGCAUCAUUUGAGUCAUUGGCUUUGUCUGAGAUGCAGGUCAAGGAAGAUACUGAGCUCUUCAUCAUUGAUGAAGUUGGUAAGAUGGAGCUUUUCAGUUCUUCAUUCUUCCCUGCAGUAUUAAAAAUCUUGGAAUCUAAUGUCCCAGUCUUGGCUUCCAUCCCAAUUCCGAGAUCUGGCCGAGAUAUACCUGGAGUUGCGAGGCUGAGGAAUCAUCCAGGGGCGACGAUUUUGACACUGAACACUAGUAAUCGGGAUUCUAUUAAAGAACACAUUUACUCCCAACUGCUGGAUUUACUGCACAAGAAUUAGAUGCUGCACAAGGUACUCAAAACUUUCACCUUGUGCUGGUGUUUCCUGCAAUCUUGGAGUGAAUUCCAUGAGGUGAUAAGAAGUUUAAUGACCUCCCUUUUCAACAUGUCAACUAUAAGUUUCUUGUAUGGUCAUAUGUUGGUUACAUAACCCACACUACUACCUUCCAAGCAACCAAAACCAUGUGUGGAGAAGUAGAAGCGGCUUGUAGUCUUGUUAGUGAUGGGACCCUGGUCCCUAUUUGGGGUUGUAUCUUCUAAUAUAACGCAUUUUGUGUUUGAAGAUGCACUACCUAAAAGUGCUUUUUUGUGUUGGAAUUGCUUUUUAACUUUUCUGAAAAUGAUGUGUUGAAUUUAAAGUAGUGCAUCUAUUCUGAAGUGUUUUUAAUGCAAUUAUGCAAGAAUAUAGUAGUAGCAAUUUUUUUGUUU
This is a messenger RNA of Cornus florida, 1132 nucleotides long. RefSeq lists its product as uncharacterized. The transcript is spliced from 6 exons. The record is from RefSeq and is a predicted model, not a curated record. Bases 126 to 704 code for a protein of 192 amino acids. Lineage: Eukaryota; Viridiplantae; Streptophyta; Magnoliopsida; Cornales; Cornaceae. Gene Ontology annotation, molecular function: ATP hydrolysis activity.